Messenger RNA from Rhipicephalus microplus (southern cattle tick), 512 nucleotides. RefSeq lists its product as uncharacterized. The record is from RefSeq and is a predicted model, not a curated record. Lineage: Eukaryota; Metazoa; Arthropoda; Arachnida; Ixodida; Ixodidae.
CGCGGCAGAGUCCAUCGAGAGGCUGAUUGCUCGAGGCAUGGACGCAACCUGGGCUCUUUCGAUCAGCAUGAAAGGCAGAUGGACCAAACUGAAAGCCGGGCAGCCGGUCGACUUCCUGUCCGAGUGCGAGUACGAACCGAGUGCCGAGUCCUUCGGAAGAUACGCCGACACGUGCGAGGAUCCCAGCUUCAGCAAUGUCACCUACUACAAAUCGGGAGUUCAUGGCUCACUCUACUACAACAAAGAGGAUGGCCGCAUACUCGCCUUCGAGAACAACACCGACAUCGUCCAAAAGUUCUGCGGACUGAGGGCGCAGCACUUGACCUUUGCCUACGGCGUGGUUGCGUACGAUGUGGACUACGAAGACUACAGCGACGACUGCGACUCCGUGAGCGUGCUCGGGAAAUUCACCAGGGUUUUCACGCUGACACUGCUGCGGGACUACGUCCGGAUCGUAUUCGACGUACCGAAAGAAUAUGCAGACUGCCUAAGACAGGACUAUUAAAUGUUGU